ACUUCGAAAAAAAAAACUAUCUAUUCCGUUUUUGUCGUUUUUGUUCGUUUCCAUUGUAUGCAUUUUUUGCAAAUUAUAUCGAAUAAAACUUGCUGAAACUGAAAAUCUAGUGGUUAAAAAUGUCAUCACCGACGGGAGAGAGCGUGCGCCGGAACAGCGAGACAGAAAGUGUGGAAGGCGAUGCAGGGGAACAAGAUCCUCAGUUUGAGCCCGUGGUCUCGCUGCCGCUGGUGGAGAUGCCCACGUUUGAGGAAGAUGAGGAGGAGCUGGUCAAGAUCCGGGCGCGCCUCUACCGGUACGAUACCGGCGACCAUGAGUGGAAGGAACGUGGCACAGGUGACAUUAAACUUCUCAGACACACAGUUAACAACACUGUCCGAGUAGUGAUGCGACGUGACAAGACACUGAAAGUGUGUGCCAACCACUUUAUCACCCCAGAUAUACGUAUGAAUGUGCACUGUGGCUCUGAUAAGGCUUUCAACUGGUCCGUAUUUGCUGACUAUGCAGAUGAAACCUGUAAGCAAGAGUUACUGGCAAUCAAAUUUGGAAAUGCACAGAAUGCAGUUCUGUGGAAAACGAAAUUUGCUGAAGCUCAGGAGAUAGUAAGGACAAAGUGCAGUCUGUAUUGCCAGGACCAGUCGUCGGAUGAUGAAUCCAGCAUCACAAGGAGUGAAGACACUGACACUCCUGAACCUAGAAGUACGGAUAAGACAGAGAAGGAAGAUAACUCCGACGGUGUAGUUUUAAAACUUAAAGAAUUGACAGUGGAAAGUGAAAAACCUGAGUAAGAGUCAAUUGAUAUUCUUUUAAGGGGAGUUAUUUCGGAUAGACAGCUGUUUACAGUAAAAGUAUGUUUUAUAAAUUUUAUAGACAGCAGCAUUGUAUGAAUCUGAAUUUGGAAUGAUUGUGAAGAAAGGUAUAUUGAUAGGUAGUUAGUGUUUAUGGUCUGAUUGUGAUUACAACAUUUUAUCGGUUUUCAAAUUUUGUAUAAUAAAUAUCUCAUACUCUCUGUUAUGUUGGUAGAAGAGCAGUAAAGGUUUUUGCACACCAAAUGCGGGUCUGAAGCAGCGUAGUUUGCGUGCGCAUGUUAUAAUACUAGAAACUAAUGCAGUGUGUCACACCAAAAGCAAUAGCAGCGCAAGCGCAGUUUUGAGCGAGAGCCUCCGCGGUGGCAGCGUAGUUCAGGAUGCGUCAUGGGUUUCCACGAAAAAAUCAUGGAAUUAAAUUAAAUAUGAAAUGUUUACAUGAUUUGAAAAGAGAUUAUUACAUGUGAAAUAUGUCAUCUGAUCCGCACUGAAACUACUAUGCUGCUUUUGACUUGCUUUUAUUGUGCCAAAGCCUUAAUAGAUUUAACAUAAUGUUGUUACUCAUAAUUUGACCAUAAAAUCAUCUUUUUUUUAAAAGCCAACAUGUGUUAUUCUAGCAUAAUAUAAUAAUAAAUAGGUAUAUAAUAUGCCCUGAUAGGAUAUGAUUUUAUUUUUUAGUUCCAAUGAUAUUUUUGUACUAUUUUAGUGGUCGAGGAGUGUCAAGAUUAUUUAAGAAGCUAUUGAGAUUUGUGUUUUUAUAAGAUAGACUGGAGACUUCUAAUUGACCAAUUUAAGGGUUGAACUACUCGCGUCGCACGUUGCUUUGCUUCUAUUCUUGUCUGUCACACGGAACCGUCAUUUACAAGAACGAGAUAGCGAACGGGACCGCACUCCGGCCCCCGUCGAUUCCACAGUGGUUGCAUUAUCUCGCUCUAGUAAUUGAUUGGUCUGAGUCCACUCCGACCUUCCUUUCUGAUACCACUCCAGUUGACUGGCACCUUUAUUAAUGUUAUGCCAUACAAUAAAAUUUUGUCAGCCAUAGCUUAGUGCAGUUCUAGCUCCCAAGAAUAUUGUCAAAUAACUUUUUCGUUUUAAAAUUACCAAUAAAUUAAAAUAUUUUAACACUCCUCUAUGUUUAUCACACUAGAAGUAACAUCCACACUACAUUUUAUCGUUUUUUUUUAUUAUUUUAAUAGAAGUAAGUUGUGCAUUGUCUAAUGACAACAAAUACUAAGUAUGUAAUUUACUAUCUAGUUAUAGAAAAACAAAGAUUUGUUGAUUAAUUGAAUUUGUGUCCGAUGGCUUAGAUAGGACUUAUACAUAGCUGGCGAGGAGUGGAUGUAUCUACUAUACACCCCUGCCUACCCCUUCGGGGAUAGAAGCGUGAUGCUAUGAUUUUAUAAAUUGAUUUUAGCGGACGGUAUCACUGGCACAGUUAAAGGGUGUGUAAUCGUGAUUUUUACUUUAUAAGGCUUUUGGGUGUUCAUUCAAAUUCAGAUCAUACAUACAUAAGGCCAUAUUGCUCAUUGGGGUAGACAGAAUCCCCGGAAUUCGACCUAUUACAACCCUUCCAAUCUCGUGGUACUAAAUAGUCCUAAGUCUAUGAUCCAGUACUGACUACUUUCCUGCCCUGACACUACCACCAGUCUUAUCAAAAUCUCCAAACUUGCUUGUCAGUUAAGAGUACAUUGUUUGAAGUUUACGCGGUUAUUAUCAUAAUUAAAACAUAAUACCGGGUCGAAAUAUUGGGAGUCUCAUAUCCCUGAUUAUACCGCGGUAAUAACCCGGUAUUAUGUGUUUUAAUUCAGCUUAAAGUACUUCUGAACUACUUAAAGAAAUCAGGGGGUUAAAAAGGCCACAUUGAAGCAAUUCAUCUAAGAAAGCAAUAUUGCGAUUUGUCUAUUGGUCUGCGAAAGUUGCUUAAUUUCAACAAUCGCAGACCGAGCGCGUUUACUGCUGCACCACCGAGCUCCUCACCCACAUUCAUUCAUCCAUCACUUUCUUCGUAAUAUGCCUUGUAUCCCUCAUUAUAUAGGCAUGUACCUAUUGUAUAUAUUAUGCUAGCCUGUUACUCCCUUAAUACCUGCCUGUACUGUACCUAUGAUCCACAAUAAAUAUAUUUCAUUUCAUUUCAAUAUCUCGAAAGAAAUCUAAUACUAAAAACAUGUCAGAUAUUCAUGAAUGUACAUUUUGUAUGACGGCCUCUCUACAUAAAUUCUAAUAGGUGUCCGUUUCUUAUGGCGCCGACUGUUUUCUGUAUUUUGUGUUCAUUGUGCUCAAUAAAGUAUUUUAUCCAUCUAUCGUAGUAAAUUUUACGACGAUUUGAAUUUGAAUGAAUGGUCAAACCAAAGCUUUUUCUCGAUGAGAAAAAACAAAUCUUUCUAAGUCAUCUACUGGGGGGAUAAAACGGCCUCAUCGAAGCAAUUCAAUUUGACAUUUGUUUGCAUUGCGCACUUACUUUUGUAUGCGCAAAUGUCAAAUUGCAAUAUUGCUAGACGAAUUGCUUCGAUGUGGCGUUUUUAACCCCCCUAUAAGAACUGGACUUACCGAUAUUCUAAAAUGUUUAACAUGAACCUUCCAAGACUUCUUCCUCAGUUGAGGGCUCGAAUCAAACUCGGCUCAAAAUUGAGUUCUUACCUUAGCUCGUGUUUACUUCGGUAAGGUAGAGUGGAUCAUGACGUCAUUAUUUUCGUAUGAUUAUGUUAGCAGUACGAUAUGCUCGACUCCAGUGAGCAGUCCUCAAGUCGAGGACGUUUGGAAUUAACAUCUUAGAAUAUGGGUGACUUUGUUCAGUCAAUCAGUACAUAGUCAAUCUGAUCAGCACUGACUUGAUGGCGGACUGGAAUUGACUCAUUUCUAAGUAUAGUGUCAGGUUAACAGCCAGCACAUUGCACUAAGCGAGGACUAUGUGCUAUUUCAUUUAGAAUCUAAUACUUUUAUGCGAUAAUUCAAUUCACACUAUAGCGACAACGAGGGACCGCACAGCUAAAUUGAGGCAACAGAGCGAACAUAUUUAUUUUAUACAGGCUCCGUACAGUCAUGAGCAAUAUAACGUACCCACUUUAGGACUCUGUCGCACUAAAAUAUUUGACAUUUAGUGAGACUUACAGUUCAAUUUGUCAAAAAAGUUAAUGUGACAUGGUACCAAAGUGUAUACAUAUUAAUGCUCGUGACUGUACAUUUGUCCGGCCAAGUAGGUUUGGUCUGGUAGUAAAUCAAAUAAAAAUGCCCAUUAAUCUUUAGCGACCCAUAACAAUGCAAAAGUAACUCUGUCUGUAUGUUACGCUUUCACGCCAAAACUACAAAACCGAUUUGGAUGAAAUUUGGUACAGAGAUAGAGUAGACCUUGGAAAACAACAUACAAUUGAAUGAUAUAGAAUGGUUGAAUGUUUCAGACACUCGUAACGUUCGGGUUACGUAAAUUCGGGAAGAUAGAAGGUGGAUUUCUUACCGUGAAUUAGGUACUAUAGGUUUGUGUUGUAUGGCAUUUAUUACUUGGUUGGACUGGAGCAGACACAUCGGCAUAAAUUGCCCAUUCGAAAAUAUUAAUGUGUCUUGGAUGUCCUAAGCAUUCAUUUGAUGCUUCCUUAUUAACAUAAGUAAUUAAUUAUUUCAUUAUAUUCAAGCCUAUUAUUAUUUACGGUUAUUUCAUUCAAGAUUUCCAUUUUGCCCGAAGAUAUAGAAAAGAGGCACCUAGCUGAGGGUACAGCUAAGUAUAGUGGUUUCUGUCUACACUCGUUGACGUAUAAUCCGUCAGACUUAUAAUAUAAACACCAUGCGGAUACGUACGCGAGGUAGGCGUCUCGUUUCGUACGGUUUAUUCACGUUGGCGAGUGUAAAAAUGAGCGGUAAUUACAUUACCCAAUCCUGGGUGGAUGCGUCAAGGUCACAUCGGGAAAAUCGACGCUAUUACACUAGCUCCGAAUCGUGGUUACCAUGGUUACUCGCCACCAACUUGCUCGAGAUCGUGACGGAAUAACCAUGGGGUUACGCCCCACCUAUUUGCUAUUAGACUACACGAUCCUGAUCGGUAAGCCCGUGACCUUGACGCACCGGGCAGGAUGGAUUGGAAAGUAUAAUUAGCGCUAAAGGGCAUCUGCCAGUUGGCUAGGCCCUGUAAUGUAAGCAACUGCUUCUGUGUGCAUCUGGCGCUGUUUGUGUAAGGGUUGAACUACAUUUGGCCACACUGCAUCACACUUAAUGCUUUUAUUAUUUUCUGACCCUCGAGAAUCGUCAUUUGCUAGGUGGGAGUGCGACGGCCUCGUCGAUUCCACCGCGUGCGGUCGCACUAUCUCACUCUAGCAAACGAUAGUUCUCAGUGACAGAAAAGGAUAGAAACAAAAGUAAGUGCGGUUCCGUGCCGCCAGAUCUGGUUCAACCCACAUUCGUAAAAUUCAAUAUCGAUGGAUGGGUGGUUGGGUUGGACUUGGACAUAAGUAUUCAACAAAUCCAUUUAUGUUGCUGAUAAUUUGUUACAUUCCUUAAAGAAAAUGGGCCAAUCCACAUAGAUUAAUAGGUACUUGAUAAAAAAGUGAUUUUUCAUAAUCGUAAAAAUAAAAAUGUAUUUCAUGAA
This is a messenger RNA of Pectinophora gossypiella (pink bollworm), 5379 nucleotides long. RefSeq names its product ran-specific GTPase-activating protein-like. Gene Ontology annotation, cellular component: nuclear pore; cytoplasm. The transcript has 4 exons. NCBI's taxonomy places the organism in Eukaryota, Metazoa, Arthropoda, Insecta, Lepidoptera, Gelechiidae. Bases 120 to 788 code for a protein of 222 amino acids. The record is from RefSeq and is a predicted model, not a curated record. Gene Ontology annotation, biological process: nucleocytoplasmic transport. Gene Ontology annotation, molecular function: GTPase activator activity.